Molecule: messenger RNA, 1023 nt
Organism: Bactrocera tryoni
Lineage: Eukaryota; Metazoa; Arthropoda; Insecta; Diptera; Tephritidae
Source: the annotation of a RefSeq genome assembly
AUUUUUAAUAAUUCAGCAAAAAUUAUAUUCUUUUUUAUCUUAAUAACAGGAACCCUAAUUACCGUCUCAUCUAAUUCUUGAUUAGGUGCCUGAAUAGGGCUAGAAAUUAAUUUGUUAUCAUUUAUCCCCCUAAUAAAUAGUAAUAACUUAACAUCUACAGAAGCCUCAUUAAAAUACUUUUUAACUCAAGCCAUAGCAUCAGCAGUACUACUGUUUGCUAUUAUAUUAAUAUACUUGAAUAAUUACCCAAUUACCCAAGACAAUUCUUCUUACAGUAAUUUAAUUAUUAUUUCUUCACUACUAUUAAAAAGAGGAGCAGCACCGUUUCAUUUUUGAUUCCCUAAUGUUAUAGAGGGACUCUCUUGAAUAAACGCCCUUACUUUAAUAACAUGACAAAAAAUUGCCCCUCUAAUACUAAUCUCUUACACAACACAAAACACCUUUAUUUUUGUAGCAAUUAUUGCCUCAACUAUCACAGGAUCGUUAGGAGGGCUCAAUCAAACAUCUCUGCGAAAAUUAAUAGCCUUUUCAUCAAUCAACCACUUAGGAUGAAUACUAGCAGCUAUACAAGCGAAUGAAUCAAUAUGGUGUAUUUACUUUUCUUUUUAUACAUUUUUAUCAUUCAGCUUAACCUUUAUAUUCAACAAUUUUAAGAUAUUCCAUAUUAACCAACUAUUUAAUUCAUUCUUCAAUUCUAAAAUCCUUAAGUUCAUUUUAUUUUUAAACCUACUUUCACUGGGUGGACUGCCCCCAUUUAUCGGAUUUUUACCUAAGUGGCUAGUGAUUCAACUUUUAGUACUAAAAAGUCAAUAUAUGUUAAUAACGAUUAUAACAGUUAUAACACUAAUUACCUUAUUUUUUUAUCUACGACUAUGUUUCGCGGCAUUUAUGCUUAAUUAUUAUGAAAAUAAUUGAACUAUUGAUAUAGUUAUCAACAAUAUUUCUUUUAAAUUAAUACUAGUCCUAUCGUUUAUCUCCACAUUUAGUCUAAUCUUAGUUUCUACGGUUUAUUUAUUCUUAUAA